Messenger RNA from Fukomys damarensis (Damara mole-rat), 5392 nucleotides. RefSeq names its product strawberry notch homolog 2 (gene Sbno2). Gene Ontology annotation, molecular function: histone binding; chromatin DNA binding. The record is from RefSeq and is a predicted model, not a curated record. The coding region runs from base 1442 to 5326 and encodes 1294 amino acids. Gene Ontology annotation, cellular component: nucleus. Lineage: Eukaryota; Metazoa; Chordata; Mammalia; Rodentia; Bathyergidae. Gene Ontology annotation, biological process: regulation of DNA-templated transcription. The transcript is spliced from 36 exons.
UGACAGGUGUGCACCACCACACUGGGCUUUCUGCUCCAAACCCAGUGCAGAUCGGAACCUGAGCUGCUCUGGUGGCUGCCUUUUGGGGGCCAGGAACAUCCUUAGGGCACUGUGAUCCCUGCCCGUGCGACCCGACCUGCUGUGCCUUUCCUGUGCUCUGCCCUGCCCUUCCUUUCCCAUUGCUUUGCCCCCGCCCAGGCUGCACUGCCUCAGUUCACUGAAGCCUCCCUGCUGCCCUCCGGACCAAACCACUCGCACAGGUGUUCAGGGCCCUUCCUCCUGUCACCCCUGACCUGGGGUUGGGUGCAGAGUAGGAGGAAAGGGAGCAUCGUGAGUGCCCUUGGCCCUUGCCUACGUGUCCUCAGCUCCAGCCCGGUUCAUUCUCACCUCGUGGGAGACCCUCCAAGUUUACCUCCCUUCUCCAACUUAGGAGCAACAGCUCAGCCUCCUCUGGUUCAGUUUUUGUCCUCAGAUGAACCGGACCCCAAAUGCCACCUCUGUGUCCUACCCCAACUGGCACAGGAUGACAGACAGAUGGCCGCUAGUUCCACCCUGACUGCACCCCCCACUCCGUUGCUCCGUAACAUUUCAUGGCUCCUGACUGACCAGGGUGUGAAGACCUGGACCAGCCUCCCCAGGACCCUUUGCUCCCUGACGUUGUCGUAAUCCUGGCACCGACACAACCUUGAGCCUAGAGUCUGCGGGAUCGAGGAGGGAGCCACGGGCAAACACAGCACUGGGGCCAAUUCGCCCAAGGACCUGGGAGCUAAACAGUGCUAGGGACAUAACCCAGGGUCUCCCACAUGCUAGACACAUCUUGACAGUGUUCAUCCGGUGGCUGGAAGCCUCUGAGAAGAAGGGCGCAGGGGUCCUCACCAUGCUCGAAAAGACCUCUUUCUCUUGGGGUAACAUUUGGACCCCCAGCCUCAGGUCUGUAUUUGGGUGAGAUUGAUGGGUGGUUAAUAGAACUAUCGGAUGGGAGGCAGUGAAGGUACAGAAACAUGGGAGACUAGGCUGCAAGGAGAGCUCAGCAUGUGCAGAGGCCCGGAGGAGGCUGCGAAGGAGGAGCUGAGUUGCAUAGCAAAGCAGGGUGGAAUUCACGCUUGUGUUCCUGGGGAGGAAACUGAGGCUGGGGAGGCUGAGCCACAUGGCAGGGUCUUCAGCACCGCACCGGUAGGGAUCAGCGCGCCACGCCCACCUCACCCCCCAACAAAAGCCCCGCCCCGCGGCGUGACCGGAAAUGCGCGGGCCCUCCAAGAUGGCGCCCCAAACCCGGAAGUGAGCGGCGGCCGCCAAGAGGCUCGGAGAAACUGAGGCGUUGCGAGCUCCGCGUCUGGCCGCACCCGGCUCCGAGGGCAUGAUGCCGCCGCCGCCACCACCACCAAGGAGCUCCAAGCCCAGAUAGACGUGCCCACCUGUGGCCCGGGGUCGCCUGCCCCUGAUGCUCGCGGUAGGGCCUGCCAUGGACCGGGAGUACCCACAGCACGAGCCCCCGCCCGCUGGCAUCCUGUAUAGCCCGACCCCCCUGCAGAAUGGCCUCCUGCACUGUCCAUGGUGGAGUAGCUUCUCACCGCCAUCGUACCCAGCCUUCUCCAGCGACAGCCAUGCCUUCUCGAGCUCGGCCUCCUUCCUGGGUGGCCAGCCCUGCCCCGAUGCCAGCUAUGCUACUGUGGCCACCGCCCCUAGCUACCUGUCCAAGAGUGGCGACUUUCCUCAGGACUCCUACUUCGAAGACCUCUCCAGUGCCUCCAUCUUCUCCUCAUCAGUGGAUUCCCUGUCAGACAUUGUGGACACACCUGAAUUUCUGCCAGCAGACAGCCUUAGCCAGGUGCCCACUAUCUGGGAUGUGAGCACUGCCUCAUCCACCCAUGACAAGCUGUUCCUGCCCAGUGGACCAUUCCCAGGCCUUGAGGACCCUGUGACCUCCUUGCCCAGCACCUCCCUUCUCGUCAGCUACCAGUCCCAAAGCCAGCCUGAGGAUGAGGUGGAGGACGAGGAGGAGGAAGAGGCGGAAGAGCUGGGCCACGCAGAGACCUAUGCUGACUAUGUGCCCUCCAAGUCCAAGAUUGGCAAGCAGCAUCCGGACCGUGUGGUGGAGACCAGCACUCUGUCCAGUGUGCCCCCACCGGACAUUACCUACAUCCUUGCAUUGCCCACCUCAGACAGUGCAGUUCUGUCUGCCCUACAGCUGGAGGCCAUCACCUACGCCUGCCAGCAACACGAGGUCCUGCUGCCCAGUGGUCAGCGCGCGGGCUUCCUCAUCGGUGAUGGGGCCGGUGUGGGCAAGGGCCGCACGGUGGCCGGUAUCAUUGUAGAGAACUACAUACGCGGCAGGAAGAAGGCCCUGUGGUUCAGUGUCUCCAACGACCUCAAGUACGAUGCAGAGCGUGACCUACGGGACAUUGAGGCCCCGGGCAUCGCAGUGCAUGCGCUGAGCAAGAUCAAGUACGGCGACAACACUACCUCAGAGGGCGUCCUCUUCGCCACUUACUCAGCCCUGAUUGGGGAGAGCCAGGCAGGCGGGCAGCACCGCACGCGUCUGCGGCAGAUCAUCCAGUGGUGCGGAGAAGCCUUCGAUGGCGUCAUUGUGUUUGAUGAGUGCCACAAAGCCAAGAACGCCAGCUCCACUAAGAUGGGCAAGGCUGUGCUGGACCUGCAGAACAAGCUGCCCCUGGCCAGGGUGGUCUACGCCAGUGCCACAGGUGCCUCUGAGCCCAGGAACAUGAUCUACAUGAGCCGCCUCGGCAUCUGGGGUGAGGGCACGCCCUUCCGGACAUUUGAGGAGUUUCUACACAACAUUGAGAAGAGGGGUGUGGGCGCCAUGGAGAUUGUGGCCAUGGACAUGAAGGUCAGCGGCAUGUACAUUGCACGCCAGCUCAGUUUCUCUGGAGUCACCUUCCGUAUCGAGGAGAUCCCGCUACCCCCAGACUUUGAGCGAGUUUACAACCGGGCAGCGCUGCUGUGGGCUGAGGCCCUGAGCGUGUUCCAGCAGGCAGCUGACUGGAUUGGCCUGGAGUCGCGCAAGUCCCUGUGGGGCCAGUUCUGGUCAGCCCACCAGCGCUUCUUCAAGUACCUGUGCAUUGCUGCCAAAGUGCACCGACUGGUGGAGCUGGCCCUUGAGGAGCUGGCCCACAACAAGUGUGUGGUCAUUGGGCUGCAGUCCACGGGCGAGGCGCGAACACGGGAGGUGCUGGACGAGAACGAGGGGCGCCUCGACUGCUUUGUUUCGGCCGCUGAAGGUGUCUUCCUGUCACUGAUCCAGAAGCACUUUCCUUCCACCAAAAGGAAGCGGGACAGAGGAGCUGGCAGUAAGAGGAGGCGGCGACCUCGAGGCCGAGGGACCAAAGUACCCAGACUGGCACUUGAGGGGACAGGCGUGAUCCGCAUCAGUGAUGACAGCAGCACCGAGUCAGACGCUGGCCUGGACAGUGACUUCAACUCUUCCCCUGAGUCCCUGGUAGAUGAUGAUGUGGUCAUCGUGGAGACCCCCGGGCAUCCUGUGGACGACCGGGGCCCUCUGUGCCUCCCACAGAGGGACCUACACGGCCCCGCUGCCCUGGAGCGUGUGGAGCGGCUGAAGCAGGACCUUCUGGCCAAGGUGCGGGCUCUGGGCCGAGAGCUGCCAGUCAACACCCUGGACCAGCUCAUCGACCAGCUCGGAGGCCCUGAGCAUGUGGCCGAGAUGACGGGCAGGAAAGGCCGUGUCGUGUCCAGGCCCAAUGGGACAGUGACCUUCGAGUCUCGGGCAGAGCAGGGCCUGUCCAUCGACCACGUGAACCUCCGGGAGAAGCAGCGGUUCAUGAGCGGCGAGAAGCUCGUGGCCAUCAUCUCUGAGGCCUCCAGCUCCGGCGUCUCCUUGCAAGCUGACCGCCGUGUGCAGAACCAGCGCCGCCGCGUGCACAUGACACUCGAGCUGCCCUGGAGUGCCGACCGUGCCAUCCAGCAGUUUGGACGUACGCACCGCUCCAACCAAGUGUCGGCACCCGAGUACAUCUUCCUCAUCUCCGAGCUGGCUGGGGAGAGGCGCUUCGCCUCCAUUGUCGCCAAACGGCUGGAGAGCCUGGGUGCCCUGACACAUGGGGACCGCCGCGCCACCGAAUCCCGGGACCUCAGCAAAUACAACUUUGAGAACAAGUAUGGCACGCGUGCCCUCAGCUGCGUCCUCAACACCAUCAUGAGCCAGACAGAAAACAAAGUGCCGCUGCCCCAGGGCUACCCUGGAGGGGAUGCCGUCUUCUUCCGGGACAUGAAGCAGGGCCUGCUGUCGGUUGGCAUCGGUGGGCGGGAGUCUCGGUCCGGCGGGCUGGAUAUGGAGAAGGACUGCUCUAUCACCAAGUUCCUGAACCGCAUUCUGGGGCUGGAGGUCCACAAGCAGAAUGCUCUGUUCCAGUACUUCUCGGACACCUUCGACCACCUCAUCGAGAUGGACAAGAAGGAGGGCAGAUAUGACAUGGGCAUCCUGGACCUGGCCCCUGGAAUCGACGAGAUCUAUGAGGAGAGCCAGCAGGUGUUCCUGGCCCCCGGGCACCCGCAGGAUGGACAAGUGGUCUUCUACACGAUCACUGUGGACCGUGGCCUGAAGUGGGAAGAGGCCUUUGCCAAAUCGCUGGGGCUUACAGGUCCCUAUGAUGGCUUCUACCUGUCCUAUAAGGUGCGGGGCAACAAGCUGAGCUGCCUGCUGGCCGAGCAGGGCCGUGGCAAGCACUUCACGGUGUACAAGCCCAACAUCGGCCGUCAGAGCCAGCCGGAGACACUGGACAGCUUAUGCCGCAAGUUCCAGCAGGUCACCGCGGAGGAAGCACAGGAGCACUGGGAGAGCAGCUACGCCUACUCGCUGACGCACUGCAGCCACAUGGCUUGGAACCAGCACUGCCGGCUGACGCAGGAGGGCAAGGACUGCGUGCAGGGCCUGCGGCUGCGGCACCACUACGUGCUGUGUGGUGCCCUGCUGCGCGUGUGGGGCCGCGUGGCCUCGGUCAUGGCUGACAUCAGCAGCAGCAGCUACCUGCAGAUCGUGCGCCUCAAGACUAAGGACAAGAAGAAGCAAGUGGGCAUCAAGAUCCCGGAGGGCUGCGUGCCCCGCGUGCUGCAGGAGCUGCGGCAGAUGGAUGCGGAGUUGCUGCUGAGCGCGCGUGACGCUGUGCCGGACCCCGCGGCCCUGGCCCACCAGGGCUGCGACAUCAACUUCAAGGAGGUGCUGGAGGACAUGCUGCGCUCCCUGCACACGGCACCCACUGAGCCCCCCGGCCCGCUGAUGGGGGCGGGAGGCGGGGGUCCAGAGCGGCAGAGCGUGAUCCGUUUCAGCCCACCCUUCCCCAACUCCUAGACGUGCACCCCGCCACGGCCGCCUUCUCCCGGACCGGGAUGGUGCGGACCGGGACGGUGGGGCACG